UCACUUCGCAGUGGUGGCAAGCGGACUACAACUGAAAUGGUCCUCGCACUUCAAAUAUCUCGGCUUUUCUUUCGCACAGGAUACGCUAGAAGCAAAGGAGCGUUGUUGACGGCGCAGAAAUGCAUGAGCAACACAUCAUACCAGUACAUAUUAAUCAACACUUUAGGUGAAAAGAAGAAUGUUGGUCUGGUCCAAUUAAACAGGCCAAAGGCCCUGAAUGCCUUAUGUACUGAUUUAAUACUGGAAAUGGAUGCAGCCAUUGACAAAUUUGAAAAAGAUGAUAAAAUUGGAGCUAUUAUUAUCACAGGGAAUGAAAAAGCAUUUGCCGCAGGUGCUGACAUAAAGGAAAUGCUGAACCAAACAUAUUCUGAAGUCAUGAAGGGAAGCUUGUUUGGUGAAUGGAAACGAAUCUCACACUGCAGUAAACCUGUGAUAGCUGCUGUAAAUGGAUAUGCACUAGGUGGAGGAUGUGAAAUGGCAAUGAUGUGUGAUAUUAUUUAUGCCGGUGACAAAGCACGUUUUGGGCAACCAGAAAUUAUAAUUGGAACAAUACCAGGAGCUGGUGGUACUCAGAGAUUGACAAGAGCUGUUGGAAAAUCAAAGGCAAUGGAAAUGUGUUUAACUGGCGAUCAAGUUACUGCAAAGGAAGCUGAAAGAAUGGGUCUUGUGAGUAAAGUGUUCCCUGCUAGCCAACUUAUGAGUGAAGCCAUCAAAUUAGCAGAGAAAAUCUCUUCAUAUUCGCCACUGAUUGUGACUCUGUGCAAAGAGGCAGUAAACACAGCCCUUGAAACUACUCUUCAAGAUGGCCUUCAACUUGAAAAGUGCCUAGCCUAUGCAACAUUUGCAACUGAUGACCGCAAGGAAGGGGUGACAGCCUUUGUUGAAAAAAGAGCACCAAAUUUCAAAAAUAGUUAAUUUUGGUAAAAAGGAGUAUAAUGAGGAGAUUUGACAAGUGAGCUUCUGGAUACUAAGCUGGAUUUGCAACACAUAAUACAAUUUGAAAUAAAAACAAUCAUAAAUGCAAAGUAAGCAAUGCCUACAACUUUUUUAAUCCUACACAUUAUAUAAGAUAAUCAAGAGCACCAUUACUAUUCUGUGCAUUAUGUAUUCUGCAUCACAUAUAGUAUGUUGCAAUUUCACACUAGAUACAAUCAUAAAAAUAAACUACUGUUUGAAUCAGA
Molecule: messenger RNA, 1181 nt
Organism: Schistocerca cancellata (South American locust)
Lineage: Eukaryota; Metazoa; Arthropoda; Insecta; Orthoptera; Acrididae
Product: enoyl-CoA hydratase, mitochondrial-like
Exons: 8
Coding region: 37-915 (292 amino acids)
Biological process (GO): fatty acid beta-oxidation
Cellular component (GO): mitochondrion
Molecular function (GO): enoyl-CoA hydratase activity
Source: RefSeq, a predicted model, not a curated record